AUGGCUCCCAAGAACCGCAUCAUCAUCGACACCGACCCAGGGGUGGACGAUGUUCUUGCUCUAUUGCUCGCUCUCACUGCCAGGCCUGAAGAGCUGGAGGUUGCCAUGAUCUCGGUGACUUACGGAAAUGUGUCGUUGCAAAGAUGCCUGCGCAACGUUGUCGCACUGUUCCACGUGCUGGAGAAGGAGAACGCGUGGCGCAGAUCGUCAGGCAAGCCCGAAGGAUUUGCUGCAUUGAAGACGGCCAAGCCGAUUGUUGCGGUUGGCGCCGAGCACCCUCUGCAGGAGGAUAUCCUCAAGGCCGAUGACUUUCACGGCGCUGAUGGCUUGCACGGCGUUCAUGAGGCUCACCCGGAUCUCAGCCCCGCAGAUACUUGGAGGGCGGCUUUUGCUAGAGACGAAACCCCCGAGGCUGCAGGCGCUGCUGAACCCCUUGAAUUUUCUCCCUAUUUCACCCCCUCCAAGACACCAGCACACCAGGAGAUGCUUCGCAUCCUCAGGGAGAGUCCCGAAAACACCGUUACGAUCGUUGCUGUCGGUCCCCUGACUAACGUGGCCCUGGCGGCAGCUGAGGAUCCGCACACGUUCUUGCGCGUGAAGGAGCUGGUGGUCAUGGGCGGUGCCGUAAACGUGGAAGGCAACAUCACCCCCGUGGGCGAGUUCAACUGCUACGCUGACACAUUCGCCGCCGCGAGGGUCUACGCCUUGACCUCCCCGAACCCGUCUUCUACCAUGCCUCCCUUCAUCGAGGGCAAGUCCACCCUAGGCCCAUACCCGGAGAAGCUACCCAAGAGGCUCCUGCUCAGCCUCUUCCCGCUCGAUAUCACGACUCCACACCUACUCAACAAGAACUUCUUUGCGCAGACGAUCAAGCCUUUCAUCGACGCAGGCAGUCCCCUGGCUCGGUGGAUCGCGACGUUCAUGUUCGGCACGUUCAACAAGAUCGAUUCCAUGGUCGGCGACGGCAGCGAGCCCGGGCUGUCCCUCCACGACCCGCUGACUAUCUGGUAUAUGCUGACACGUGACGAUCCUGCUUGGAAGGCGGUGCCAAAGCCCGAGGAUAUACGGAUCGAGACAGUCGGGCAGUGGACCCUGGGGAUGCACGUCAUUGACCGCCGGACCAGGAGCAAGACCGAUGAGCAGGACAGCAUGGUCAAGAGCAACCCAGAAGACCCGUUGGAUGCUGUGGAGUUUGACGAUGUACCCAGCGACAAUGGUGGCUGGCUGAGCCAUAAGAAGGGAAACAGGAUCAACCGUAUUAUUGAGUCACCUGGGGAAGAUGCAUUCGCUCCGUACCUGAUGAAGCGUCUCUUUGGAUAG
Molecule: messenger RNA, 1320 nt
Organism: Diaporthe batatas
Lineage: Eukaryota; Fungi; Ascomycota; Sordariomycetes; Diaporthales; Diaporthaceae
Exons: 4
Coding region: 1-1320 (439 amino acids)
Biological process (GO): purine nucleoside catabolic process
Cellular component (GO): cytosol
Molecular function (GO): purine nucleosidase activity
Source: RefSeq, a predicted model, not a curated record